AUGUCAGACAAAAUGCAACCCACAGAUCCCUCCGAUUGUUGGUUGCCGGAGAAGUCCUUCAAACACCGAAACUCUGUCCUGACAGACCUCUUCAAGAUCUCCCAUAUUCGGUCCGUCUACCACAUCUUUGUGGCCAUUCUCAUCAUCUUCUCCCUCAAUACCAUGCUCUCCGAUCUGGUGGAGAAGGGUGGUAUUGUGCACACCUACCACCUGGAUCUCUUCAUUUGGGUGUUUCGCGGCCUCUACGAUGCCUUUGUGUGUUGGCUUGCCAUGUUCAUCGGUACUAGCCUCGUGGUGUAUGUAACCUUUCUCGUCUGGUCAACCUGUCGAUCGCCGACUCCCACGAUGAACAGACUAGACUGGGUCUUUCUGGCCCUCUACAUCCUAUACCAGGACUGUCCACCUUUAGACCUCCCGGAGUUUACUACCUACUUGCCCAUGUCUCUAGCCUGCGGUUGCCCCAUCUUUAGAAGGCAGGUCAAGUAA
Molecule: messenger RNA, 486 nt
Organism: Dibothriocephalus latus
Lineage: Eukaryota; Metazoa; Platyhelminthes; Cestoda; Diphyllobothriidea; Diphyllobothriidae
Source: the annotation of a GenBank genome assembly